CACAUCACUAUUUAAUUAAUCGCCAUGAAGUUGACAACAUUGCAUUCCGAAGACACGGAAUACUCGGCCGAUUCUGUGGAAUGGUGUACAUCGGAUGAGACUUAUGAUGGUUACUUUGCCUGCGGUACAUAUCAGCUGGUUGAGUCUGAGUCAGAGUCGGAGGAAGCAGAGGCACCUAAAGCGAAUCGUCCGCGAAAGGGACGUGUUUAUUUGUAUGCAUUCGACAGGCACAACGGUGACCUGGAAAGACUGCAGAGUGUGGAGACGGCAGCGAUAUUGGACAUGAAGUGGCUGCCAGCUUGGAGCUGUGACAGUGGUCCACUGUUGGCCACAGUUAAUGCAGUGGGACAGGUGGAAAUCUAUGAAUUGUUGCACUCGGAGCGACAGUUGCAGAAGCGCACCACUUUCGACCUGGGCACAAAGACAGACAGUGGUGUUCCAGCCCUGGCAUUGGCGCUCGACUGCCAACGUUCUGCCGACGGCGACUGCGACGCAGCGCUGCUGCUCGUAUCGGAUUCGCUGGGCAACAUACAUCGGCUGCAGUACACAGUGCAGGGUGACCUACAGACUCUGAGUACCUGGCAUGCCCACGGAUUUGAGGCUUGGACGUGCGCCUUUGAUCGAUGGUCCACACAAUGUGUUUACAGCGGCGGCGAUGAUUGUCUGCUGCAUGCAUAUGAUCUGCGCAGCGGUACGACCAAACAGGAGCGCAUCUGGACGAAUCGGGCACAUGGCGCCGGUGUCACCUGUCUGCUGAGUCAUCCGCAGCAUGAGCACCAGCUGCUCACUGGCAGCUACGAUGAGCAGUUGCGUCUCUUCGAUACGCGCUCCAUGAAACGCACUCUCGCCGAAUUGAAUUUGAACGGUGGCAUUUGGCGCCUCAAGCCGCAUCCGCAGCGCAGUGAUCUAAUCCUUGCCGCAUGCAUGUACACGAAUUUUAGCAUUGUGGAUUUGAAUAACUCCUCCGAUUCGAAUGUUGCGCUUACUCUGCUACAAACCUACGAUGAGCACUCGAGCAUUUGUUAUGGUGCCGAUUGGGCGCCAAAUAUCGAAAAGCUGGAUGUGUCGGAGGAGGGAGCAAUGUCAUCCAAGCUGCACAUGGCAACCUGUUCGUUUUAUGAUCACAAACUGUGUGUAAGCAGUGUCGAGGCUAACUUUUAAUUGUUAAUAGUGAACUAUUUAAAUAUUUAAUAAACCGGGAUAUUGUCGAAAUAAGAUGUAUCGAUAGAA
Molecule: messenger RNA, 1230 nt
Organism: Drosophila innubila
Lineage: Eukaryota; Metazoa; Arthropoda; Insecta; Diptera; Drosophilidae
Product: diphthine methyltransferase
Exons: 1
Coding region: 25-1161 (378 amino acids)
Molecular function (GO): protein binding
Source: RefSeq, a predicted model, not a curated record